AUGGCCACGAGAAGCAGCGCCGCCCAACAAGAAUCUUACAUCCGGCAACUCGCCGACCGCAACCGCACGCAAAACACCCAAACCAGCCGCAUCCUCCUCGCCAUCCCCCUCCUCGCUACCAUCCCCUACCUCACCACUGCCACCACCGCCGCCGCCGCGGCGCUGCCGACCUGCCUCGCCCUGUCCUCGCUCGCCGCCACCGCCUACCUGCUGCAUAGGCUCCCGCCCGCCGUCACCGGUCUGCGCCCGCUCGACGACUGGGCCGGCACGGGGGGUGCCGCCGGCGCGCGAGGGCCGCUGGACCGCGCGCUGCCGUACCUCAACGGCCUGCUCGCGGGGGUGCUCGCGUUCUGGGGCGCCGCCGUCGCCUACAAGGCGAGUCGCUUCGACGGCGGCGGCGGCGGCGGCGGCGGCGGCGGCGGCGAGACGAGCGGAGCGCUGGCCUGGCCCGUCAUGUGCAGCUUGCCCGCUGGCGUCUACGCGGUUGUUCUGCUGGCCAAGGUCGUCAUGGCUGGCGUUGACCCGGAAAAGGAGCUCUCCGCGCUGAGAUACGAUUACAAAGGCGCCUAA
Molecule: messenger RNA, 570 nt
Organism: Cordyceps fumosorosea ARSEF 2679
Lineage: Eukaryota; Fungi; Ascomycota; Sordariomycetes; Hypocreales; Cordycipitaceae
Exons: 2
Coding region: 1-570 (189 amino acids)
Source: RefSeq, a predicted model, not a curated record